AGAUCGUGUCGAGGUUCUUCUUCCCAGUUCAUUUCAAUCCGUAUUCUCCAGACGAAUCUGCGUUGAUCAAAUUCCUCCAAUCCGCCAAAAUGAUUAUCUUUAAGGACGUCUUCAACGGCGACGAGAUCCUUUCGGACUCCUACGACCUUGAGGAGUCUCACGGCGGUCUCUUCUGGGAGGCUAACUGCUCCAUGAUCACCGUGGGCGCCGUUCAAGUCGACACUGGCGCCAAUGCCUCUGCUGAGGAGGCCGAUGAGGAGGCCGAGGACACUGACCGCAAGGUCAUCGACAUUGUCGAGUCUUUCCGCCUCGACGAGACCUUCUACGACAAGAAGAGCCUGAAGACAUACCUCAACGGGUACCUCAAGAGCCUCAAGAAGCAUCUCUCGGAAGCCGGCAAGUCCGACGAGGAGGUCAAGACCUUCCUCAAGUCCGCGCUGGAUUUCUACACGAACAACGUCCUCAACAAGAUGGACGACUGGCAGUUCUUCAAGGGCGAGACUGACUACGAGAGCACGGGAACGCUCGUCCUCCUCAACUACCGCGAGGACGGCGUCACCCCUUACGUCCUUGUCCUCAAGGCCGGCCUCAAGGAGGAGAAGGUUUGAGUGCCCACUUGGCAGAUAGAAAACACACUUGGGAGUUGGAUCAGCAAAAAGCAAAAAAGGAACACUCGUGCUUGUUGUCGUCCGCACUCGCUGUCUCUCAGAUCUAUUGAUAGAAACCCGAAGGACCACUAUUCGAGCGCUAGUUGGCCUUGCGAGCAAACAUGUUUGAGCGAUAUGACAGCAUCGCCAGCUAGAACUCCUCCAUCUUCCCAUGUUCCUCCUCUUCUGCCCCUGGAAUGAAAAUGUCUACUUGUAGCACCCCCAUCGAAGACAAAAC
Messenger RNA from Phialemonium atrogriseum, 885 nucleotides. Its product is annotated as translationally controlled tumor protein. The transcript has 5 exons. Gene Ontology annotation, molecular function: calcium ion binding. Gene Ontology annotation, cellular component: cytoplasm. The coding region runs from base 90 to 608 and encodes 172 amino acids. Lineage: Eukaryota; Fungi; Ascomycota; Sordariomycetes; Cephalothecales; Cephalothecaceae. The record is from RefSeq and is a predicted model, not a curated record.